Osmia lignaria (orchard mason bee) is the source of this 1603-nucleotide messenger RNA. Lineage: Eukaryota; Metazoa; Arthropoda; Insecta; Hymenoptera; Megachilidae. The record is from RefSeq and is a predicted model, not a curated record.
AUGAGUGCCAAUAACAGUGAAGAAAAAUAUGACGCAUCGAAGAAAAAGAUGGCUUUCGUUGAAAGAGAUCUUUAUUUAAAACCAUUGCUCAGGCUGAAGCAACAGGAGGAUAUCUUGGAGAAAGGACUUAUUGCUGCGAUUGAAAACAUUAAAUUAGAUUCGAAUUUAUGGCGGGAGGUUGUUCACGAGUACAAAGAAAUAACAAUGAAAAGGCAGAAUUUGUUUAACGCUAUGUAUAAAAAUAUGGAAAAUAUCUCUACGGAAAUGGAGUCUGUGAAGCACAUCGCGAGACAUCCGGAAGAAAUACAAAACCUAGAUAUAAAUACGUACAAACUAAAAUUGAUCAAACUUUCGCAAAAAAUGCAGGAUUUGAAGAAAUCUUGCUGCAUCGAGCCUCUAAUGCAGGAACAGGCAGUUCUCGAGGCUGAAUUACGCGAAUUUCAGCCGAGUAUUCAAAAAUACGAGAAUCUACAGAAGAACGUAACAUCUUCGGGCUCGAACAAAAUGGAGACUAAAAAAGAGACUCAAGAUUACAAGGACGUUCAUGAUUUCCAUGCACUGGUUGCACUAACCGGGCAUACCGGAAACUGGAGCAUGGAGGAUCAUCUAUUUUUUCUAAAAAUGCGAAAGAAAUGCGAGAACGUUCCAGCUCUGGUAGCUGCUAUCCAAAAGAAAUAUCCGGAUUUGUCCGUGGAAAGUAUAGUGAACCACGAAUCAUGGUACAAACAGUACGAAAAUUUGCGGGAGAAGCAGAGGGCAGCGGUGACGGAAUGGCGGAAGCGGAAGGAGCGAGAGAAAAUGAGGAACAUCGAGCAACUUGAGAAAAGUAUGAAUCUUCGCGAAUCGGAGGAUGUUUCGAACGAAAUGGAUAAAAGAAAAAGGAUGAUCGUUUCGAGAAAAGUGAAAAGCUGCCCGGUGGAGACGAAAAGAACAAACGAAAGCGCUGGUUCAAACACAGCCGAGAAGAAGGAGUUGAUUAGAAAAUGGAGGAUGGAGAAGGAGAGCAAACGCUCGAUGGACGAGGAACAAUUAAGGAUGCAGGCCAAACUAAAACGAGAAAUAGAAGGGAAUAAAAGACAGAAACGUCGAGAGAAGAUCCAGGAAGCUUUGGAGGAGUAUAGAAGGAAGAAAUCUUUUGAAGGUGCAUCGAAAGAGUUAAAUGAACGCUGGAAAGAAAAGUACAAAUUCGAUGCAACGUUAAUUAAAGAAUUCAGGAAACAGGAUGAAGAAUACACGAAGAAAAGAAGAGAUCUGAUCGAGCGUUCAAAAAAACCUAGCAAAAGCGAGACAAUUGGUAUAAAGAAAAUGGAACUUGUGGAUGCAAGAACUUAUUCCACAUUUUUAGAAAGUACGAAAGUUUGGAGGGAAAAAUGUAAGGCUACAAGCUGGACGAAUCACUCGGAUGAUACUCGUUACAUCAAAGAUAUCCCAAGGAUAUGUAUCCGAUGGAGGAACGAAGAGUCGGAGGAUUUAAAUAUCUAACACGUGUUAGCUCACAGAUUGAAGAACAUCAAAGUAAAAUUACAACAUAUAAUUAAUAUUAUAAUUCAUCUGGUAACUAAUGCGACUCUGAAAAAAUAUUCAAAGAAGGAUUAUGCAACUG